AUGUUGGUACGGGACUACACUAGGACACCCACAUCCGGUCUUAUACAAAAGGGGCAGAUUUGUCAGAAAAUCUGCGGUUCCAAGGACAAUCAAUGGAACGUUCUCCAAGAUAUUGAUGACUGGCUACAAGAAGAGUUCUAUGAUGAUGAGAACGAUUUGACUUUAUAUGGCAUGCCAUACAAGGGGAAGUGGAAAUGGCUGAAAGAUAAUGACUAUCAACUGCAAAAAAAUAACAUGCUUCCUUCCUAUCUAAAAGAUGCCAAUGAUGAGCUAGAACGAUUUAGGAAAGAGAGAGAGAUCAGAAGCCCCACCAAGAGGACAAGACCUGAAGACGAGCCUUCCCCUGCCUCACCUGCUACCAAAGUAAGCAAAAAGGACACCACUGGAUCUCGGUAUAUGGAUGUCAAUGAAUUUUCCAGAAGAUAUAACAACGGCAACAACAUUAGAUAA
Molecule: messenger RNA, 450 nt
Organism: Cylindrotheca closterium
Lineage: Eukaryota; Bacillariophyta; Bacillariophyceae; Bacillariales; Bacillariaceae
Source: the annotation of a GenBank genome assembly